CAGUUCGGCUUCUCUUCCCGAUCCCACUACACUCCUCCAUGAUGUCACUCUUCGUUUCCUGUUACCUCUGCACUGUGACACAUUGCCAAGGGAGAGGAAAACUUUUUGGAGAACUUUGCAGGAAGAAGUAACGGGCUUGCUUUUUACACAGCGGCCUUUCUCUCCCUCCGCCCCCCAUCCACAUUCUUCCAUGCGGCUAGUUUGAUGGAUCCGAGGUACGAGGUACCCCGUAGGUCUGGCAGUUCCCUGAGCGGGUCCCCGGCACUGCCGAGCGCCCAGUCCCGCCGCAGGAAACUGCCGCCUCGGCCCGCUGACUACAAGCUGCAGGUUAUCAUCAUCGGCUCCCGUGGAGUCGGCAAAACCAGUCUGAUGGAGAGAUUCACCGACGACACUUUCUGCGAAGCCUGCAAGUCCACUGUGGGAGUUGAUUUUAAAAUCAAAACAGUAGAGCUAAGAGGAAAGAAAAUCAGAUUACAAAUUUGGGACACAGCAGGUCAAGAAAGAUUUAACAGUAUUACUUCUGCAUACUACCGGAGCGCAAAGGGAAUUGUGAUAGUAUAUGAUAUCACAAAACAGGAGACCUUUGAAGAUCUUCCAAAGUGGAUGAAAAUGAUUGACAAGUAUGCUUCAGAGGAUGCAGAACUUUUAUUAGUUGGGAACAAGUUAGACUGUGAAAAUGACAGAGUGAUUUCUCGACAGCAAGGUGAAAAGUUUGCACAGCGAAUAUCUGGCAUGCGAUUCUGUGAAGCAAGUGCCAAGGAUAAUUAUAAUGUUGAUGAAAUAUUUUUAAAGCUUGUUGAUGACAUUUUAAAUAAGUUGCCACUAGAACUUCCUGGGAAAGAGCUUUCCAACAGCAUAUUAUCCUUGCAGCCUGAACCAGAUAUCCCACCAGAACUGCCACCACCACGGCCCAACACUCGGUGUUGCUGAGGUGUGGAAGAAGGUGGAUUUUGUACAUCCUGCUGUUCAGCGGUUCUGUAAUGACUCUGCCAAGCAUAUCCAGAUUAAAGAUGUGUGGUUUCUGAAGACUUGUGUUACCAGUAUUAAGACUAACUUAACAGGCAAAAUGAUUUCACCUCUUACAAAAUUGUGUGGCAAUGAUAUGUAGUGAUCUGAGUGGUUGCAAUAAUAAGACUGAGAUACUUGCAAACAGAUUUGAGCUUUUACAGACUGCCUGUUUAUGUAUUAUAUUAAAGAUUAGGCAGCAUAGUAUCAGCCAGCUAAGUAAAAAUUACUGUCAUGUUCUCACGUAAAGGCAAAACACCAGCUACCCAGACAUGAGCACAAAGAGUGUAUUAUUGCAUAGUGAAUCAGAAAGUGGACAAAUUCAAAGCCAUAAUAAUACAAUAGCAUCUAGAAUGCUAAUUUAAUUUGCACUCCAUUCUUCAGAAUGCUUUAGCUACACACUGGAAGAAAUUGACUGUCUGUCUGGAAGUCGCACAACAGUCAAAAUGUGUUACAAGAUAAUGCGCCAGUUAGUUAGAAAGAACAUUUAUUAACUUUGCUCUUAAAAAUCAGUGUUUAAAAAAUUUCUGCACUAUAAGCAAUCAUUCAAGUUGGGCCUAUCCCUCUGUUACAUUAAGCAUCUUUGCACGUUGCACAUCAUACCAAGGGUAUUUUCACACAUGAAGUGUGCAGCCAAACAAUAGGCUCAGAAACAAUGUAUAAUUAGAAUUUUACCCAUAAAAGCAUCAUUAUGUGUAAGGGGCUUUUUAAUCAUGUUGGAUCUAUAGUUACUGUAGUUCUUUUAACUGCGGCAUGCUAGACUCUGAGUAUAUUUUCCUUGUAACUCUGCUAAGAUGCAACAUAUUUUAUAAAACAAUCAUUGCGUUUUGUGCAUGUCAUUUUUUUCAAUCUUACCUGAGGAUUUAUCCUAUUGCCAUAUUUUAUGACAAACAAACAACCAUCAGUUCAAAGAAACUCACUGUGAUCUUUGUAAUUUAUUCUUUGCUGCCUAUUUCUUUUUAAAACAGUUGGUUUUUUUUUGUUUUUUUUUUAUUUCAUUUUCACAUACAUCUUCUGGAAAAGGUAUCUUUUGACUAAAAAAAACAUGUAACUGGUUCAUAAAAUGUUAAAGCAAAAUAAUGAAAUGAGAAUUGAUUGUAUAUCAUGGUUAAUAUUUCAACCAAACAGAAGUAACAACUUUGCACAUAUUAUAAUUUUGUUUACUAGAAAUUUUUCUUUAAGGUAUGUUUGUUAGUCCAAUUGCUUAUAAAAAAUGUUGGCAUGAUACAAGAAGUUCUUCAAGUUUAGUGUGUAACUAGUUAUAUUUUGUUUCUCUCUGUCAUAGAUUGUUAUAUGUUACUUCAAAAGAAAAUAAUGCAGAUUCUCACAUACUGAAUAAUAAAUGAUAAAGACGUGCAUAUUGUUUGUAAAAUGGUUUCCAGCGGUACAGUCCAAAAUUUUAGUUUUGCGUCACUUACUUGUCUUAUGGUCUUUUUAGAACUAAAGAAAAGGCUAAUUUGUUGAGCUGAAACACUUUGUGGGUACUAUAGUUAGUAAAGAAAAGUUUCCACCAGACAAGUAAACCAGUCAACACGCAGUGUUUUUUUUUUUUUGUUUUUAAAGAACGAGUGAAUACUGUCACAAAACUCAUGAAUUUGUUUAAUUUGGCAAAAUGUACAUAUCAAGCUAAUAAGAGAAGGUGCUAUAUAAAUAAAAUGAUUUAUUAUUAUUAAGGUUCAAGGUUUGCCCAGAAAGGCUUGCAACACAAUUUUUAAUAGGUAGUGAUUAUUACUGAAUUGUUUCAAGAUACUUGUAGGAUAUCUAGCAUGCAUUUUAUACAGUCCUUAUUUUUGUGUAUAAUCUCUGUCAACUUUAGUAGCUUUGUGUCAGGGAGAAGCAAGCAUGCCUCUUUGUUUUGUACCGGCCUUUUUAUGCCGAGUCAGAAUGUGCAGGUUUGAGUUAACAGUUUUACUUUAUGGCAUAAUUUCUACCAAAAUCACUCCUUCUGUAUCCCAGAAAACAGCGGCAACAACUUUUCAUGCUGAAGUGGGGUACAGUACUUUAAAGGUCUUGUGAAAAGAAGUUGGAUGGUGCUAUUUCCAUUCACCUUCUUUUAGUCUCAGGUUUAUGUGUGAUAGAUUUGUAUUGCAUCCUUAGUGACAAUCUGCAUUGAAAGCUGUCAUUCUCAGUGUUGUAAUGGGAAAGAAAAUCUUUCCACACAGUUUUUUGUUCUGCUGUUAAACUUCAUGGAACCCAGCAGUUACACAUUUUUUUAUUAUCAUAAAGCAUAAGCUUCUUUAGAUACUGAGAGGUCACUUGCAAAUGGUUGUAUUCCAUUGCUCCUGACAGAUGAUCAUGUUGAAGGAAUGCUAUAGUUACUGCAGUUGUUGACCAGCCUAAGGAAGAACCAUCAAUGAUCUUAGCUUGUCUUGUCUCCGAACCUAAAGUUUUGAAGACUAGCAGUAUUUCCUGAAUAUGCAUAUAAUGACAUGUUAAGGUUUAUUAAUAAUUCAUUCUUCACUAUGAGAUGUUCAGUAACUUCCUGUUGUUUAACAAGCUCAUCACUGUCCAACGCCAUCUUGAUGGCUUACUACAAAAGCGCUAUGAAACUGAUUAUAUUGCAUUGUGUUUAAGUGUUUUCUCUGUUAUUUGGCAAGCACUCCCCUCUAAUUCCACAUACUUUCAAAAAAAUAAAUUUGAUAUGGCAAGACACGGUUAAUUACAAGAGCAAAUGGUGAAGCAGCCCAGUUGUACUUUUGGUGGAAAUGUUUCCACUUAGUAAUGUGGUUACAUAACAUACACAUCAUGGACAAAAUAAUUAUUACAGCAAGUAUUCUCAUCUUUUUUCUGGUUAUGAAUUAGGAGACGUCUAUUUUGACAGCUUUACUGGAUUGUUUUUAUCUCCCUUUUGUACUUUAUUAGAGUUAAAGUUUUUUCUGUAGCUGUAGAUUUUGCUAGGAAUUACUUCAGCAUGUAAGAUUUUUAUGACAAACCUCCAUUUGCUUUUACUUCAAAUCCUGACAUUUGAGAAAAAGAUGUCUAAAUUGAAAUGACAGGUGUUGGGCCGUGGUGGUGGCAGUUCUGGUGGGAUAUAUUUUUAGAAACAGCUAAACAUCUUUGUUAAUUAAUUUUAUUAUACAGUAUUUAAAAUGACCUCUUUGUCAGUAAAAACAGUUGAAAAGUAAAACCAUAAAUAUGAAAGGAUUCAAUUGAGUAAUAAUUUGUGAUUUGAAUUAACACCUUCCAAACGUUCCUGGUAGGUUCCAUUUUAUUUAAGCUAUUGGUCGUUGAAUAAAUACCUUCAGUUCUCAUUUAUGGAAUUAGAAUAGUGAAUAAUGUUAUGAAAUGCUGGACACUGCAUAGUAGUUAAGAGGAAGUUGCAAAGAAGCAAAAAAAAAAAUACAUGCAUCUAAACAUUUCUUCAUUGUUUUUUUUCUGCAAAAUACAUUUACAUGAUAUACUUGCAGUCUUCCAACAUCAAUCUAAAAAGCUGUUCAGUCUGCUUUUAUAAAAGCAAGAUUAUAUCUCAGAACAUGCAUAUCUGUAUUACAGUUGAAAUUUCUUACCUCGAAUACAAUGUUUACCAGUCUCAUGCUAUGUUCAAAGUUGUGUUCCCUUCAGCAUAUUGUCGGUUGACCUGUACCUAUCGAAAUGUAGGUCAGAAAUGAAAAGCACAGAGUCUCCAUCAGUAAUGGCAUGUAGUUUAAGCAGUCGUGCACAUUGCCAUUAAUUUACAUUGCAAUACGACUGAACUAAUUCCCAAGUGAAAAUAAUGGGACAUUUGCAAACCUCUGUUUAUGGGGCCUUGUUAUCUAUACAUAAAAAGUUUAUAUUUUCAUUCAUUCCCCUCACCCCUGAAUUUUACUGACCACAUUUGUGAUGUUGUAUUUACUUGAAAAAUCCCACAAGUCAUUAAAAUGUCUUUCUUUACAAUUAAAUCUGUUCAUUUACCCUGUAAUUAAAACAGAGGAAAAUUAAGUCCAUUCAAUACAGUGGGUUUACUGUGUCUUAUUUAAUAACAUGGUUCCUAAGCAAAAAUACUUCGUUUGACAAUAUUAAACACUAUAUGUAAAUAUAGAUAUACGUUUAUAUCUUCAACAUGAAAUUUUUCCACUUGAAAUACUAGCCAGAUGUGUGUUUUUGUCUGUGGUCUUUUCUUUGCAGAUUAUGUGGGUUUUUUUGUUGAAACUAAUACAACCGCAAGUGAAAGAAGACCAUUUUAACUGAUUAUAUAAUUUGGCAAUUAAGAGCUCAUUUGGACUUAAAGGAAUGCUCCACCCAGAAAUGAUUUUUUUUUAAUUUGCUACUUUACCCAAAGUACUUUAUAGUGGUGGCUGGAAAAAAAAUUGAUACCAUGUUUUCUUGGAUAAAGUACAUGAGAGCUUCUCCUAAACAGGGUUGAUAGGUGAUCAGCGCUGGACAGUGGCAAAUGUUGUGAAAAACAGGCAUGUAAAAAAGAAAAACAAAUCUCAUGUUACUCUGGACUAUUUUGAAUUGAAGACAGAAUGCUUGACCAAAGAAUAAUAGGAGAGGCAGGUCUACAAAUCAAAACGUCCUAGCUAUUAGUAUUUGAGUUUACUGUUUACAUAGCCCCUAAUAAUUCAGGAAGUAACUGUUUAACAACAUUUUAGCAAAAAAGCAUUUGUUUUGCACAAAACAAAAAAGACAUAGAUUAUGCAAAUAAUGUGAGAUUUUUUUUCCAUGGACGUUUUUCACAUCAUUGGCCACUUUCCAGCAUUGGUCAACUGUCAAUCCCAUUUAUAAGAAUCUCUCUUAUAUACUUUCUGACAGAAAACAUGAGGUUAAAAUGUUUCUCUGUCACCACUACAAAGUACAUGGAGUAAGUAACAUAUAUUUAUAAAAUAAUUUUUGGAUGGAGUUUACCUUUAAAGCUAUUGAAAUACUUUAGGGCAUACUGUUAGAUAGGGUUCUCCAAGCCCUGAAGAACAGCUGAACUAAAGGGAAAUACAUUCAUUUCUUUCCUGCUGUUGGUAUAAUCUGUUUUUAAAAUUAUUUUCUAGCAUAUAGAAAACUUCCAUAUCUUCUCUCCAAAAGUCAAAGCAGGGAGGCUUCAUCUAACACUGAGAAUCAUCUCUUCUUUUGUAAUGGUUUAGUAGAAUUCUGAAAAUGACUUAAAUCAUUGUUGCUGCCUGCUGUAUUUGUGGCAUUAAAGGCAAUUUUGUGGAUAGUACUUUUGAACAGUUACGGUAAGGGUUAUUUUUUGCAGUUUUCCAUUAAUUUGCUGUUUUAUGUAGGUAUAUAGGUUUGUGUGUACAUGUCUUAUACAGUAUAUGUGUAUAUACAGUGUGUGCGCGCACGUGUGUGUGUAUGUAUAUAUGUAUAUAUAUGUAUAUAUAUAUAUAUAUGUACAGUAUAUAUAAAAAUGUGUGAAUGUGCGUGUAUAUUUAAUGUACUGUACACACACACACACUUACACAUAUAUGUACUUUGUAUAUAUAAUAUGUAUGUAUGUAUAUACACAAAUACACACAUACAGAGUAAUAGAGGUGCAUACUUUGCAAAGAAGCAUAAAGACUGCAUAUAUACCAAUUCUUCGCCAAAAAUAAGAUGGAUGCCAUUCUCAAUGUAAAGAAAUUUGUGGCAAAUCACUGCUUUUGCUUUUUAUUUAUUUAUAUUUUUUUGUAAGUAGCUGAUACCUGGUUACCAGAAACCUCUCUAAACUUUCCUUCCAUAUUAUAACUUUUGGAAACUGCAAAUACAAUAUGCAUUGAAUACUAAACUAGAAAUGGUUAAGCAAUUUUGUGUAUACAAAAAAAAAUGGCAUGUUUUAAUGUUUUUUGUUUUUGUGAUAUUUAUAACUAUUGUGGUAUUCAUAAACUAAUGAAUUUUAAAUAAAAUUUUAUAUUUAUUACUUGAGAA
Erpetoichthys calabaricus (reedfish) is the source of this 6825-nucleotide messenger RNA. It is a transcript of the gene rab12, whose product is annotated as RAB12, member RAS oncogene family. The coding region runs from base 205 to 930 and encodes 241 amino acids. Gene Ontology annotation, molecular function: GTPase activity; GTP binding. Lineage: Eukaryota; Metazoa; Chordata; Cladistia; Polypteriformes; Polypteridae. Gene Ontology annotation, biological process: regulation of exocytosis; protein secretion; protein localization to plasma membrane. The record is from RefSeq and is a predicted model, not a curated record. Gene Ontology annotation, cellular component: trans-Golgi network transport vesicle; synaptic vesicle; plasma membrane. The transcript is spliced from 6 exons.